Emiliania huxleyi CCMP1516 is the source of this 1095-nucleotide messenger RNA. RefSeq lists its product as hypothetical. Bases 1 to 1095 code for a protein of 364 amino acids. Lineage: Eukaryota; Haptophyta; Isochrysidales; Noelaerhabdaceae. The transcript has a single exon. The record is from RefSeq and is a predicted model, not a curated record.
AUGUUUCGAGAUGCAGAGCGUGUCUUGCGAAAUAUCGUGUCCUCCCCGUGUGACAUGCAGCCCUCAGGCGGCAGCCUCGCUGGGCCAUCGCAGUUUCCUGAGGCUGCGUCGGAGGAGCGCGAGGCGCCAGCGAAGGAGACUGCCGAUGGGCUGGCCGUCGGCGCGACGCGCACCGAGGCGCCGAGGGCAUCCGCAGACGAGGCGGCAAAGACCGAGGAGGAGAGGGAGCGCCAGCUUUUCGCGCAGCUCGGAGAGGAGAGGAUACAGCUCGCCAUCACGGCGAAAAGGCUGUGCCAGGGGGUGCUCGCGCUUGUGCCUCACCUCGCUACGGUGAUGUCGCCGGACGAGGUGCUCUCCGACCCCGAGCGUGCGAUGGCUUUGAUCCACGAAACGUCUGCUUCAGAGGCGCAUGCGGCGGACGCGUCUGACCUCGAGCCCUGCCUCCCGGAGAUCUCCGUUGAUCUCGAGCGGGACGCCGGCCAACCAGAAGAUGAGCCUCCAUCCGUGCCCCCAUCGCCGCCGCUCUUCAGCACGGUCACGUCUGAGCCUGGUGCACGGGCCUCCGUGCGCGCUGCUGUCUGGCGACGGCCCCUGUUCCUCUGCAGCCUCCUUGGCGCCGUACUCGCGGUCGCUACGUCUGACCUGUCCUCGGUGCCAGCCUUCCGGUGGGGGGCGGCGAGUGCAGCCGCCGGCUUGCUCACUCUCCACAUGCUCGGCACACGCGACAGCACCCGCCUGACUUGCGUGCUGCUCGUCGCGGCCGCGUUUGCCCUUUUGCGCGACGCCAUCACCCUCGCGCCCGCGGUAUUGUCCGCCCAGCUCGACGACGCGCGGGAGGGUGCCGCUGCAGUCGUUCUUCUGGCCGCGUGUUUGGGUGCUUGGCUCGGGACACGGCCGGCGGCGGAUCUCCCGCUCCGCCUCAAGCUCCUGACCUUCAGCCUCGUGGAGGCGUCGGUCGUGUGCGACAACUACCUCCGGCAUACGCGGACCGGCGACAGGGCGAACCUUCUCUUUCCCAAGGUUCACUGGCACGGCCCAUUCGUUGCCAGCGUCCUCGUAGGAGUUGUGGCACGCCCUCGCCAACGACACACCUGA